Paramecium pentaurelia is the source of this 2668-nucleotide messenger RNA. The record is from the annotation of a GenBank genome assembly. Lineage: Eukaryota; Ciliophora; Oligohymenophorea; Peniculida; Parameciidae.
AUGUUCUAAAUCAAUUAGUAAUUUAUAUCAAUAUAUUUUUUAGAUCCAUCCUAUAUUUUUGGUUUGUAAAGUUGUACAAUUCUGAUUAUCUAAACUUUUAUAUAGUAUUGUAUAAGUAAUAAUUCAAUAAGUUUGCUAGAAUGUAAAUGCAAAUUCAGAAUUAUUUCAUUAAAUAACUAUAGAAGUUGUUAAUUUAUUUCAAAAAAUACAAAUUAAUUUAUAUUACGUAAUCAAAUCGUUAUCCCCUACUUAUCAUUAUCCAAUCAUGCAACAAAAGAAAUAAAAAAAGUAUGUCUCAAUAUAAAAUUUAGAUUAUCAAAAAGUCCUUAAAGAAACCCAUUAACAACUAAUACUUCUCUUAUCUGUAAGACAACCAAUAUCUCACCAAAUAAAAUUGUUAAAAAGAGAGGCACAUCAGCAACAAUACCAACUGAUUCAUAUCAUAUUGAGAAGAGAGAUUAAGUAGAAAAGCGUAAGGUUUCUAAAAUAUACAAAUUAACGAAUUAAGAAAAAAAUAAUUUUGUAAGAAAGGAAUCAAAGUUAAAGGAAAUUUAAAGAAGAUAGGAAAUAGGAUUAGAUUUUUUAAAUAAAAUUCCAAAGAAAAAAAUUUAACUGCUUCUUCAAAGUAUAACUUCACUAUAUGUAUGUAGGAUAGAAAACUUAAGGAUUAUCCAAUUUUUAAUAGGACAACUCAAAAAAGAUGUAAAGUACUUAAAAUUAAAGACUACAUUUAAAAUAGAAAAAUUAAUUACAUCAGUAGUAAAAAUAAAACGAAUAAAUGAAUAGAAAGAAGGAUAUGAAAAAAUAAUUGCAAAAUAGUCGAAAUAUUUUGAAAAGUAAAACUAUUUUAAAUUAUAGAAAGUUUAUCUUAAUAAAAAUGUAAAAAAAGGAGUAUAACUUCAAUAACUUAAAAAAAAGAAUUUACUUAAAGAAAUUCAAGUUCAAAAACUAAAAAUGAGAAUACUACUUAACUCACUGGUUAUGAAGGAGAAUUGCUGGAAAAAUAUAAAAAGUUAUAAGCUCGAUAUUCAAAAAUAUAUUCAGCAUUUUUUGAUGAGAGUAGUUGUGUAUAAUAUUUAACAGAUACAGAUCCAUAUUUAUUGCCUUCUUAACCAACCUCGAAUAAAUAAUAAUUAAUUUUAACUGAAGAAUUCUCAUUGAAUAGAGAUGAAAAAAUAUAAUUAAAAGAAUUUGGCAUUCUCGAAAAUAAAUUUAAUAGAAUGCAUACUGCAGCAACUAAAAUUUAGAAAGUUUGGAGAGGAUUUAUGACUAGAAAAUUAAUUUUGGAUUAGUAAUUCGAAUAAUACUAUUAUAAGUAACCAGAAAUUUUUAAUGAAGAAACAUUCAGAAGUCAAUUUCGAUUCGAAAAAGAUAGUUAAUCUAUAUAAUAAGGAAGGGAACAAACCUUAAAUUAAUUAACUCAUUAAACUGAUAUUAAUUUUAUUUUAGAAUUAGAAUCAGGAAAAGUAGACAAAGAAGAACAUAAAAGUAGUCCUAAAAUUUCUGGUAAAUUUGUUAAGUAUUAAAAAAUGAAGUGGUAAGAACUUCUUAAUUAUAUUUCUAAAUUAGAGAAUCAAACUUAAGAAAAAACAAUUAAUGAAGUUCUUAAAGAUUUAAAACUAUUCACAUAGUAAUGUUCUUAAGAUUGCUCUCUUAGCAAAUUUUAAAUUAAGAAAUUAGAAAUAUAAGUUCCUUAAUUUUCAUAGGAAUCUAUGGUUAUGAGUGAAAUUAGAUAAGCUAUGUGUUCUGAAAAGUUAAUGAGAUAAAUACUUACAUCUUCAAUAAAACUAGAAAAUGAAUCUAUUUUUGAAGAGUAACCAUUUCAUUAAUUUGCUUCAAAAUAAUUUGAUGAAAUAUUAUAUAGAAAUUAAAUGGAUGAAUUAAUAAAAAUGAGAUAGUUAAUUGUUCAAGAAUAAUAGAAAUCAUAACAUUAAGCUUUGACAUAAGAAUUUGAAUAAAAAUUAAUAUCUCCUAAAACUUUUGAGGAAAGAUAUCAAACUUUAGAAAAAUGGGUCACUAAAUAAUAAGAAGAUAUUGAAAAUAAUAAAAUCAAUUUUGAAAAAGGAUGGUAAGGAUUAUAUAAUACUUUUAUAUAAACUGAAAAAGAACUUAAAUUUUUACAAUAAUAGAAGUAUUCUUAAUAUUCUCAAAUUUCAUAUUCUUAACAAUUUAUUAAUUAUUCAAUUUCAGCCUUUUCAGAUUCAGUCUAUAAAAACUCUAUAUAGGAAUUAUCAAAUUAAAAUGAAACUCUUUUAUUAAAUAAUUAUAAUGAAGAAUUUGAGAAUAAACGUUUAAAAACUCAUACUUCUACUUCUUAAACUCCUGAUGAAUAGAUUAAAUAUCAACAUUUAGAGAAUUACCAUGAAACUAUAGAAUGGAAUGAUGAAUAAUUAUUGACUAGUCAACAAUUUCAAUAAAAUCAUUAUGUUUAAGAUUCAAAAAUAAAUAAUGCAUUAACGAAUGCUCCUUUAAAAAGUUUAGAAUAAGCUGAGAUAGAUUAUCUUCACUAAGAAGUAUGACUUAUUUACAAUGAUAGGUUUAAAAUGAGGAAUUGAAUUGGCUUAAUUAUAAUGAAUUCAAAUUUUAUGUACUCAUGGAUAUCUCUAAUUUAAUUUUUAAUGAAUUAAUAGAGGAAUUUAAAGAAGAAUGUAUAUAGCUAUAAUUUUGA